ACCGGGCUGAAGUCAUCAGAGAGCAAACCGAAGUGAGUGAAUGGGUACUGCACGCGAAGCAGAAAAGAGCUGAAACUAUACGCAGAGAUUUGUUCGAGUUUCGUUUCGAAGGCAAUAGCAGGCGUGUAUCAACAAAACACACAUUUCCAAACCCAUCGAAACUUGGCACUCUGUAUGACACUUAAAGGUUCUGCUGUGUCGGCCUUCGAGUUUUAGUGUUGGCUUCUCAGUUAGAUGCUGAGAUGACGCGAUGACCUCCUCCUCGCAGGGCACAAUAAAGUAGCCCUCACACCUGGACGCCCGGAGUACCUUCACACGGAAUCGGUGUGGACCACUGGAAGAGGACAAAUUAUUUUAUUUUUUAUCACCAUGUUAGUUGCAUUUCUGCUCUGCGUUUUUCCUUAGUCCCGUGACGGUGGAGGAUAAAAUAACGGGUAAUGUUGUGGGAAUACGUUCUAUCACAGUGGAUACCUGCUUUGGUCGAGCAUUGUGGCACGUAUGAGGAUUCUAUCCAGAAUGUUACUGUCUGAGCGGCCCAGGUACCAUUGGGCCAUUGUACAUCACAUAUCUCUCACUUCUGCACAAGGGUGCUGGAGAUUCAGCUCAUUCUAGGAAUUAUACAACAAUCUCCCUCUGAAAAACACCGGAUUUUAAAUAAAAAAUUCGCGGACAUUGACAUUGGCUAUUCACGUAUCAUCUCCGGGUUACUAUGCAAUUACAACUGCUCUCCAUUGUGUUAAUCUUGCACUGCAUAGAAUACACUGGUUGUCAGCAACACACCUCCAGGCACCGGCAACAUAAACCAUUACCGGGGGUGUGCCAGGGCGGCUGUUUGACCUGCUCUGAUUACAAUGGCUGCCUGUCCUGCAAGCCUCGCUUCUUCAUCUUUCUGGAGAGGAAUGGGAUGAGGCAGAUCGGAGUGUGUCUGCUCUCUUGUCCCAGUGGCUUCUACGGCACACGCUCACCUGACAGGAACAUAUGCACCAAGUGUGGGCCCGAGUGUGAUUCCUGCUUCAACAAGAACUUUUGCAUGCGCUGUCGAGCAGGCUACUAUCUGCAUCAGGGGAAAUGCCAGGAGAACUGUCCAGAAGGACUGGUCCGCAGUGACACACAGAGGGAGUGUGUUUCCAGUUGUCCUGCAGAGUGUGACACGUGCGUGAACAGUGACACCUGUACAAGAUGCAGGUCCACCUUUUACUUACAGCAGGGUCAGUGCAACCAAGUCUGUCCUGAGGGGUUUGAGCCUAAUGACAAACUAAUGGAGUGCACCCAUCAAGUGCAUUGUGAGAUGAGUGAGUGGAGCGAAUGGAGCCCUUGCUCCAACUCUGGGAGAACCUGUGGAUUUAAAUGGGGGGAGGAAACAAGGACCAGGAAGGUCAUCCUACACCCCUCCCACCUAGGCCAACCCUGCCCCCCCAUCUCUGAGACAAAAGAAUGCAUCGUCAAAAAGAGAAGAUGUCCAGGAGACAAGAGAAAGGGAGAGCGGCGGGGAGAGAAAAGGAACCGGAACAACAGGAGAGACAAGGAGGGCCAUGAGGGCCGGAAAGAGAGGAAAAAAGAGAAAGAGCAAGAACGUGAAAGGGACACGGGUGAUCGAGAGGACUCUGAAAAAAGGAACAAGACAGAGCACAGGCGCCGGCGAGGCCAGAACAUAGACCCUGUUUCUCCCAGCCCGACACAGUAGCAAGCGCUCUGGGGCCCAGUCUCCUUUGAUCUCCACCUCCUCUGCCCCCCUCUUUCUUCACCCUUCCCCCCCCCUCGCCCCCCUCAACCCCCUACUGGAGGGGUGCUGCUGCUACCUGUAUAAUUUAACUAUAAUACUGUAUAUGCACAAGAGAGACGGGGCACAUGGUACUAGGGACACUACUGACUUUGAGGAUCCACACACACACACACACAACUCAACAACUACCCCAACACAAACACAGACAUACACACACAUACACAAUGCAAAGGAAGGAAGGGUAUCUCCUAUUUCUGUUUCUUUGUAGUUCAAACAGCGUGAUUGGAUGACUGUAUAGUAAAGAAAGAUAUAGGAUAGAUACCGUGUCAGUAUGGGGACAAUAUUGUUGGGACAAUGCUUGUUUAUGGUUAUUUAAAACGGGACCCACAAAUUUUAUGUCUUGUUUUUAAUGUACGUUUGUGACAUUAAGUAGAAUUGUUGUUGUUGUUGCUGUUCUUUAGAUGUUAUCGUGUUUUUUAGUUAUUUUUUUAUUUUUUUGCUGAGUAAAUUAAAAGUGAACUUUCCUAUUUUCAUCGUAAGACAUCACCUACAGAUAGAGAAGAAAUGCGGAUACUGCAUGGAGAUAUGAGGCAAAUAGACUCACGUUUAUUUUGAUUCCGAGAACACUUAUCCCAGCUUACAUGGCCAUGUUUAUUAUGUGUCUCCUGAACAAAGUACUAGUGUGCCUAUCAGUGUGAGCAGGAUCUGUGCUUUCAAUAAACCCACCUAAACAGAACUCAAAAGCACCUGUAUGUCCAAUAAACUAUAAUGGGU
Messenger RNA from Osmerus eperlanus (European smelt), 2497 nucleotides. RefSeq names its product R-spondin 3 (gene rspo3). The transcript is spliced from 6 exons. NCBI's taxonomy places the organism in Eukaryota, Metazoa, Chordata, Actinopteri, Osmeriformes, Osmeridae. Bases 710 to 1684 code for a protein of 324 amino acids. The record is from RefSeq and is a predicted model, not a curated record.